AUGGACAGUCUGAAGGGUGGUGCCGCGCUGGACGCGGCUCAACACCACCCCGUUCACGUUGCUCACGGCCCUCAAGCUUCAACUCAGCAGAAGAACCCCAGCCCCCACAUCAACUGCUCACCUCCCGACUAUUGGAAUAAUUGCACUCACUCCGCGGAUGACGCCGAUGAAAGUGCUACCCCCGACAACAACCAGCACACUAUGAUUCUGAAGAAGGCUGUCCGCGACAUUCUCGAUCACCAUCCCAUCGUUGUGGAUGCCCAGCGAGUCUGGUCAGCUCCGGCCUCGUACCCUAAUAACCGCGACCGCGCCACUGCCAUGCUCUCUGCUUGGACCCAGAACCUGGAGCACCAGCUCAAGUUCCUGACCUCCAAGUUCGUCCCUGGCCCCUCGUUGGUGGUCGAUGGUGGGAAGCCGGUGUCCUUCUAUCCUGUUCCUGGCACGUUCCACCUCUUCGCGCCUACCAACACAGUUCCACUCUCGAGGCGCAUCAAGUAUGGACUUCAGAAGGCAGACUGGGUACCCACUCCGCAGGCUCCCGCCAGCUUCGCACCCAAGCCCGGGCUCCCUCCCUCGGUGCCCAGCGCCGGCUCUAACAACGUCGCGUUCGCCAACGCGGUCAACGAAGAGCAAUCUGAGGCAGUUAAGGUCACUGGCAAACAAGUUAAGGUCACUGGCGAACAAUUCAUUCCCACCCUGGCUUCUGAUGGAUCCUUGAUCCCGGUCUACGACUGGGACGCCAUCUGCGCCGCCGGCAUCGACCUGCUCUCACUGACCGAGAAGCCCCUGUUCUCCUACGAGUAUGUUCCGGUCUGGAGCGCUACCAAGCGCAAGUACAAGUUCUACGCGCAGAAGACGGCGUCGCCACCUCACCCUCUCUCGCCUUCCGGCUUCGGCCCGCUCGGUCGCUUCGAUCCACUCCAGCUCCUCGAGACCGACAUCUCCCAAGAGCUCUACAGCAUGUCGUGCACAGGGUACUGCUGGCUCCCCGACGGCAUUGCGCUGAUCCUUAGUGGCCGACACGAUCUCUACCGCCACUUGCCGCAGGGUCCUAACGCCAAGCGCUUUAACGCGACGUCGCCGUGCGCCCACUACCUCCACCCAGUCUACGACGGACCCAUCCCUAACGAACUGAAGGGUGUCGCCUACUUUGAGCUGCAGUUGUGGAACAGGGGAGGAUCUGCUAGCUGCGACAGCGGGCUGACCGCCUCUGCCUCCGUCGUUGACGGCGACGACAACACGGGCAGCGCUGGUCAGGAGGCUUCGGGAUCGAGGUCUGCACCCGAGAAGGCGUCUCAAUCCCAGCAGUCUGCAGAUGACCAGUCUUGGGGCGAUGACAGUAAGGAGUCAAACGAUACAAACGGAAACCGAGGCAACUCGGGUGGACAAGGCUCAGGAGGAAGUCCGUCCGAGGACGAGUUCGACUCGGACGACAGCUUCGAUUCCCUGUCUUCCUCGUCGGACAGCAAUUCGGACGUUGAGGAGGAGCAGCCACUUCCGCCUCGUCGUCUUCCCCCUGCCAGCGAGAUCCGCAGGGCCAUCCAUCGCCGACUCCCUCCAGCCUUCACCGGCCCCUUCUACCCCAGGCGCGACAUCCCACCUCGCCGCAGGAGCCCUCUGGGUGGGCCCCCCAUCACUCCCCAGGAUCUCGCGGACGCCUCAGACACCGAUGCUCCCGAGGAGGGUACGCCAAACCUCCGCCGCUCGGUCAGUUGGCCUCAUCUGGGUGGCACACCCAGCUCCACCGGCCACGCUAGCUCCAAUAACUUGGCUCCCUUGCGCCGCAAAAAGAACCGAAUGGGCAAGCAAUUCGCCCGCCUUUGGAAUGACAGGCAGUUGCUCCCGCCUGCAAUCAUCACGAACAGCGGUACAGUUCCCCCCGCCAGUGGAGGGGGCUCGACUAGUCGACCCGCCGAUGCCAGCAUUGCCAACCUGGAGCAGUCCGAGUCUCUCACCGUCGCGACGACUUCCGAUGUGAACUCCCCGUCAAACCGCGGGCUCCUUAGGCAUGCUCCGAUGUCGUUCACCACUGAACUCGCCCGUCAGCUUGAGCAGGCCGUGGAUCUGUACGCCUCGCUGAUCGGCCCUUCGAACGGUGUCCGUCCUCCUGCCAGGAAGGUCCCUGCGGCUACCAGCAGCCACCAGUCCGCUGGUGCGAUUGAACUCCCCUCCGCCAACGUCGUCAUUGCCGCCGGCCCCCCUGCCGCUGGCCCUUCCACCACUGGCCCUUCGAUCGCCACCCAAGCCGUCGACGCCACCGACGACUCAGUUGACGAUGCAAUCCCCGUCAACCCUCAUGGCUUGACCUAUCCGCCCACGAACCCCACUCCUUACAACAGCCCUAAUCUCAACCCCACCACCGCACACAGCGCUGCGUCCGACUCUUCCGGUGCGGGCUCAUUUAUUCUCGUGGAGGAAGACCAUGACCCGCAGUGCGAGGUCGCAGUUCAUCGCUUGCUGGGUCUCUCUGGUGGCGAGUGCUCCUGUUGGAGCUUGGUCGACAGGCGUCCCAGCGACCCGUCUGAUUACGACGGCGAUACCGAGUAG
Trichosporon asahii var. asahii CBS 2479 is the source of this 2547-nucleotide messenger RNA. RefSeq lists its product as uncharacterized. The transcript is spliced from 3 exons. The coding region runs from base 1 to 2547 and encodes 848 amino acids. The record is from RefSeq and is a predicted model, not a curated record. NCBI's taxonomy places the organism in Eukaryota, Fungi, Basidiomycota, Tremellomycetes, Trichosporonales, Trichosporonaceae.